ACCCCGUGUCCUCGUCCGGCCCCUCUAUCCUGCCCCAUAGAGGAGAGCGCAGCGCACAGCCUGUUCCCCCCACCCAUUGCCAGGUCCCGGGAGCCGAAGCCUUACACCUCCCCGGGAUACCGAUCCACCCGCCGGACACUCUCCUGUCCUGUCCCGCUCUGUCCGAGGAGCCGAGAAACUUUCCGGAGAAGUUGGUGCAGGUCGGCCGGCGCUGCCACCACCUCUGAGCGCUGCCUCUCCCGGCUGAUCGCGACCCUUCCCGUGUGUCCCCCGGUGUACCGAGCCCCGGACAUGCGGCCUCCCGUAUUCGUCGCCCUGUUGCUCCUUGUGGACGCAGCCCGGGCCGCCAUGGACGAGUGCUCGGAGGGCGGCCGGCCGCAGCGCUGCAUGCCCGAAUUUGUCAACGCCGCUUUUAACGUGACUGUGGUGGCGACCAACACCUGCGGCUCCCCGCCCGAGGAGUACUGCGUGCAGACCGGAGUCACCGGGGUCACCAAGUCCUGCCACCUGUGCGACAGCCUCCAGCCCCAGCAGCAGCACGGCGCCGAGUACCUCACCGACUACAACAACCAGGCGGACACGACGUGGUGGCAGAGCCAGAGCAUGCUGGCCGGGAUCCAGUACCCCUACUCCAUCAACCUGACCCUGCAUCUGGGGAAGGCCUUUGAUAUCACUUACCUACGUUUGAAGUUCCAUACCAGCCGCCCAGAGAGCUUUGCCCUGUACAAGCGCACACGCGAAGAUGGCCCGUGGAUCCCCUACCAGUAUUACAGCGGCUCCUGCGAGAAUACAUACCAAAAAGUCAACCGAGGCUUCAUCCUCACGGGGGAAGAUGAGCAGCAGGCCCUCUGCACUGACGAGUUCAGUGACAUCUCACCGCUGACAGGCGGCAACGUUGCUUUCUCGACUCUUGAGGGCAGACCGAGCGCAUACAACUAUGACAACAGUCCUGUUUUGCAGGAUUGGGUGACGGCCACAGAUAUCCGUGUGACCCUGAACAGGCUCAAUACGUUUGGAGAUGAAGUGUUCAGUGACCCGAAGGUGCUGAAGUCCUACUACUAUGCCAUUUCUGAUUUUUCAGUAGGAGGCAGGUGCAAGUGCAACGGCCACGCCAGCGAAUGUGUGCGCAACGAGUACAGCAAGCUUGUUUGUAACUGCAAGCAUAACACGUAUGGUGUGGACUGUGAAAAAUGUUUGCCCUUCUUUAACGAUCGACCCUGGAGGAGGGCGACUGGAGAGAGUGCCCACGAGUGCUUGCCUUGUAAUUGUAAUGGCCGCUCUCAAGAAUGUUACUUUGACCCGGAGUUGUACCGCUCUACUGGACAUGGUGGCCAUUGUACGGGGUGUUCAGGCAAUACAGACGGACCAAACUGCGAGCGGUGCAGAGAAAACUACUAUCGGCAAAACGAUGAUGAAUCUUGCCUGGCUUGUAACUGUAACCCUGUUGGUUCUCUUAGCACCCAGUGCGAUAACUAUGGACGUUGUAGCUGUAAGCCCGGGGUUAUGGGAGAGAAGUGUGACCGCUGCCAGCCUGGCUUCCAUUCCCUCACCGAAGCUGGCUGCAGGCCCUGCGCAUGUAACGCUGCCGGUAGUACAGAUGAUUGCAAUGUGGAGACCGGACGCUGUAGCUGUAAAGAUAAUGUAGAAGGCUUCAACUGUGAACGAUGUAAGCCCGGUUUCUUUUACAUGGACGCGGCAAAUCCCCGUGGCUGCACUCCCUGCUUCUGUUACGGCCAUUCCUCAGUGUGCAGCAGUGCUGAAGGCUUCACCAUGACCAAUGUCGUCUCCACAUUUGAGACCGAUACAGACGAGUGGCUGGCACAGCAGAGGGAUGGAGGAGAAUACCCACUCACCUGGGUUUCAGAGAGCAGCUCAAUAUCGGUCACCUCCGAAAGCUACUUUCCAGUCUACUUCAUUGCACCUGGAAAGUUCCUCGGUAAUCAGGGUCUAAGCUAUGGACAGAAUCUGACCUUCAGUUUCCGGGUGGAGCGACGGGAUACUCGUCUUUCUGCUGAAGAUUUAGUCUUGGAAGGGGCUGGACUCAGGGUCUCCGUGCCUCUGAUUGCUCAGGGGAAUUCCUACCCCAGUGAAAGCUCUCUGCAAUAUGUAUUCAGGCUGCAUGAAGCCACAGAUUAUCCCUGGAGGCCAUCCGUAUCACCUUUUGAAUUCCAAAAAAUGCUCCAGAAUCUUACUGCAAUCAAGAUCCGAGGAACAUACAGUGAAAGAAGCGCUGGUUUCCUCGAGGAGGUCACUUUAGUAACCGCCCGCGUCGGAGCUGGUAAUCCUGCGCCAUGGGUGGAGGUGUGCAGCUGCCCUGUUGGGUAUGUCGGGCAGUUCUGUGAAAGCUGUGCCCCUGGAUACCGGAGAGAGAACCCCAUCCUAGGACCUUACAGCCCGUGCAUGCUCUGUACUUGUAAUGGCCAUAGUGAGACCUGUGACCCAGAGACAGGAGUGUGUGCCUGCCAGCACAAUACCGCAGGUCCACACUGUGAGAGGUGCAGUGAGGGCUUCUAUGGAGACAGUACCGCAGGUACCAACUCGGACUGCCAGCCAUGCCCAUGCCCUGGUGGGUCCAGCUGUGCUGUUGUACCUCGCACUAAGGAAGUGGUGUGUACCAACUGUCCCCUGGGAACUACAGGAAAAAGAUGUGAGCUUUGCGAUGAUGGGUAUUUCGGGGACCCCCUUGGUCAGAACGGAGCACCUCGCCCCUGUCGGGCCUGCGAAUGUAACAGUAACAUUGAUCCGAAUGCCGUGGGGAACUGCGAUCGCCUGACGGGCGAGUGUCUGAAGUGUAUCUAUAACACAGCUGGAUUCUACUGUGACCGCUGCAGAGAUGGAUUCUAUGGAAACCCUCUGGGCCCUACACCGAACGAAAAAUGCAAAGCCUGCAGUUGUAACUCGUAUGGCACCGUAAAAAGCCAGAGCAGCUGUAAUCAGGUGACCGGCCAGUGCGAGUGUCUGCCACAUGUCACCGAGAGGGACUGCUCAGCCUGUGAGCCAGGAUUCUUCAACCUACAGAGCGGUCAAGGAUGUGACAGAUGCGAGUGCCAUCCCCUGGGAUCUACAAAUGGGCAGUGUGAUAUUCGUACUGGGCAGUGUGAAUGCCAGCCGGGCAUCAGUGGACUGCGCUGUCAGCACUGUGAGCCCAACCACUUUGGCUUUGGACCUGAAGGCUGUAAACCUUGUGACUGCGAUCCUGAGGGCUCCCUCAGUUUACAAUGCAAGGAGGAUGGGCGCUGUGAGUGUAAAGAUGGUUUUGUGGGAGCCCGCUGUGACCAGUGCGAGGAGAACUAUUUCUACAACCGUUCAGGACCAGGCUGCCAAGAAUGUCCUGCCUGUUACCGACUGGUAAAGGAUAAGGUGUUGGAACAAAGACAAAAAUUGGAGGAACUGGAAGAACUCCUGAAGAAUCUGGGAACGGGGGAUGACGCAGUUACUGAUCAGGGCUUUGAAGAGCGGCUUAGAGAUGCUGAGAAGGCGGUCAAUGACCUCCUUUUGGAUGCCCAGGGAAGCAAAGAUGUAGAUCAGGGAAUGCUGGAUCGCCUUGCUGAGAUAAAUGCUACACUUGGUUCUCAACUGGAACGUCUGCAGAACAUCAGAGAUAUGGUCCGUGAGACUGACAAACAGGCGAAAGAAGCUCGAGACCGCGUGGAAAGCACAGAGCUAAUCAUUGAGUCUGCAAGAGAGCAACUGGAGAGAGCCAAAGUGGCCAUUGCUAAUGUGUCGAUCACCCCACCGGAAACUGGCGGUGAUCCUAAUAAUAUGACUUUGUUGGCAGAAGAGGCAAGGAAACUAGCUGAAAGGCAUACCCAAGAAGCUCGUGAAAUAGAGAAAAUGGCCAAGGAAGCGAACGACACUGCAAAUGAAGCCUACCGCCUGCUCCUAAAGACUCUUGCUGCGGAGAACCAGACUGCAUCCGAUAUUGAGGAACUGAAUAAGAAGUAUAACCAAGCUAAGGAGCUUUCUCGGGAACUGGAGAAACAGGCGAGCAAAGUGCAUGCCGAGGCAGAGGAAGCAGGAAACCGGGCACUGCAGAUCUAUGCCAACCUCACCAGUAUUCCAGCGAUUGACACCACGGCUUUACAGAACGAGGCUGGAAAGAUCCAGAAAGAGGCACAAGACUUGGAUCUGCUGAUUGAUCGAAAGCUAAAGGACUAUGAAGACCUACGUGACGACAUGAGAAGCAAGGAGAUGGAAGUUAAACGCCUGCUUGACAAAGGCAGAAGCGAGCAGCAGACUGCUGACCAGUUGCUGGCCCGGGCUGAUGCGGCAAAGGCACAAGCAGAGGAGGCCGCCAAGAAGGGCAGUGCCACGCUACAAGAGGCCAAUGAUAUAUUGACCAGUCUGAGAGAUUUUGACAGACGAGUUAAUGACAAUAAAACCGCAGCAGAAGCUGCUUUACGGAGAAUCCCUGCCAUCGCCCAAACCAUUGCUGAAGCCAACAACAAGACUCAUCAAGCUGAAAGUGCACUGGGCAAUGCCAACGCCGACGCCAGAGGAGCAAAGAGCAAAGCAGAGGAAGCGGAGAAAAUUGCCAGUACCGUCCAAAAGAAUGCUGCUGCAGCCAAAGCAGAGGCUGACAAGACUUUUAAGGAUGUCACUGAUUUAGAUGAAGAAUUGCAGGAUAUGUUGCGUCAGCUGCAAGAUGCAGAGAACCAGCUGAAAAAGAAGCAGACGGAAGCGGACAAUGACAUGAUGAUGGCAAGCAUGACCAGCCAAGCUGCACAAGAAGCGGAAGAUAAUGCAAAGAAGGCAAAGAACUCUGUCAAUAAUGUCCUUGGAAUUAUUAACGGCUUGCUUGGACAGCUUGGUAAAUUGGAUUCUGUAGACGUGGGAAAACUCAAUGAGCUUGAAAGGACUCUAGAGGACGCAAAGACCCAGCUCAAUGAAAGUGAUCUGGACAAAAAGGUGGCGCAGCUGGAGGAGUCAGCGCGACUGCAAGACGCUGCCCUCCUCUCUUAUCAACAAGACAUUAACCAGAUCCUGAAGGACAUUGAUAAUCUCGAGGACAUUAAAAACACUCUGCCUCCUGGCUGCUACAACACCCCCAUUAUUGAGAAGCCCUAAGUGCUUGGCAAGAAAAAAAAAAGGAAGGACUUCAGCCACACUUCCUUCCUCGCCAACCUCCAUGUUUGGCUGUGAAGUGCCUUAUUACUCACCCACCCCCAGACUAUCUGCCCUACACAUUGAUCACUCCAUGUCCUCCACAUAUUGAACUUUAAGGGGGGGGAGGCAGUAUUUGAAACUGUAUUAUGUUACCAAAACUCUACCACCAUGCUCUGCGUACAAGAGGCAUCCAUUCGAGUUUGAUGAUGUCCUUGCUACUGCAGAGAGAAAUCAAGGUUUGCUGUAAUGGUGAGAGAAACAAAUGCUCAGGCCUCUCCACGCGGCGUAGUAACGCCACAAUGCCAUGCAAUGGCUCUGCAGUGAUUAGCCAAGGGACUGUUUCUAGCAAGGGUUAACUGCUUCAGAGAUGGCUGCAGCCUUCAGUGCUAUACAUGCAAGUGCUCUGCAGCACAGAGGUGGUUAAUAAAGCCAUGCUUUCAGCCUUCUAGAAAACUUGGGCCUGUUGCCCCAAAAAGUCUUGGAAAUAUACAUGUUCCUCAUCUAUGCUCCUUUUUUUUUUUUUUUCUUUUCCCUUUGACUAACCUACUGCCAGGUCUCCUGCCCUGUAAUGUAGCCACGCAUUCAGUAUUAUCCCUGACAGCGCAGAGCCCUCAGAAAUAUAAGGGCAUGAGCUUUUGAUCUUUGCUGUAUAGAAGGGUCCUGUAAUGCAGAGACUGGGAAACUAUAAUUAAUUUCCCAACCUAGUCAGUGAGCUGGUCUAUGUAAUACGUAAGCGACUAAAGCAUUGCGGCAAUUGUGGGCGCACAGAAGCCGGGGCAAGGUGUUCUGAUCACAUAACUGUGUGAAUGAUUGUCCUGGCAUCUCAGAACUGUACUCCAAGAGUGAAAUCUACUCCCGCAACCAGCAAGGUAGUCAUAGCACAGUACCAAGGGGCCACAUGGCAUUAUUUGCAUCUUUUUAAAGGCUAUGUACACCUUUUGGGGGCAAUCUUUUUGUUUGUAUUUUAUUCAUUUUGGGAUAAAUUUCAUUUUCUCAAUUGGUCUUUUUUUUUUAUAUUCACUUUCACUUUGUGCUGGUCAUUUUAAUAAACCUCAUCUCUAAAUUACUAAAAGGUCAUAAACACAUGAUGAGUGUUUUUCAGAGGAGCCCACAGCUGAGCUGCCUGACAGGAAACAGUAAAAAUACAGGGCCUGCUACUAGAGAAUCUCAAGGCUGUACAGAGAAAGAGGCUCAACAUUUUUAAUAAAGACCCUUUUGAAAAAAAAUGAUUUUUAGAUCAAAAUUAGUACAAUGCAGUUAUAAAAAAUGUUUUACCUAAAGAUGUACAUAGCCUUUAAAGCUUUUCCAUAAUUAGAGUUGAAGUCAUUAUUUCAGGUAGCCAACGGCCUCACGCCUUUUGUU
Bufo gargarizans (Asiatic toad) is the source of this 6468-nucleotide messenger RNA. RefSeq names its product laminin subunit gamma 1 (gene LAMC1). Lineage: Eukaryota; Metazoa; Chordata; Amphibia; Anura; Bufonidae. Gene Ontology annotation, molecular function: extracellular matrix structural constituent. The transcript has 28 exons. The coding region runs from base 292 to 5067 and encodes 1591 amino acids. Gene Ontology annotation, biological process: signal transduction. The record is from RefSeq and is a predicted model, not a curated record. Gene Ontology annotation, cellular component: membrane.